Messenger RNA from Mycena indigotica, 369 nucleotides. RefSeq lists its product as uncharacterized. The transcript is spliced from 5 exons. Gene Ontology annotation, cellular component: cytoplasm; prefoldin complex. The coding region runs from base 1 to 369 and encodes 122 amino acids. Gene Ontology annotation, biological process: protein folding. NCBI's taxonomy places the organism in Eukaryota, Fungi, Basidiomycota, Agaricomycetes, Agaricales, Mycenaceae. Gene Ontology annotation, molecular function: protein folding chaperone. The record is from RefSeq and is a predicted model, not a curated record.
AUGUCGUUGCCCGACGAGACACUCAGAAAGAUCUUGGUUCAAAUCCAACAAACGGCCGUUCAAUCUCAGAGAGCCCACUCCCUCUCUGUACAACAAUCCAGUGCCAAAGAACGAGAGCGGCGAAUUCUUCAACUCACGAUCGACGAAAUAACGGGCAUCAAGGGCGAUGUGAACCUGUACAGAGGAGUGGGGAAGAUGUUCAUGGGUGUUCCUAGGAAAGAGAUGGAGAACGAGUUGAAGAGUCAGGAGAAGGAGCUGACAGACGAUAUCGCCAGCCUGGCGAAAAAGUCCAAAUACCUGGAGAAGCAGUUCAACGACGCUCAAGCACAACUACGAGAUAUUUUCCACCACGCCCCACGAGCUUCGUGA